This is a messenger RNA of Colletotrichum truncatum, 891 nucleotides long. Its product is annotated as cell division control protein 14. Lineage: Eukaryota; Fungi; Ascomycota; Sordariomycetes; Glomerellales; Glomerellaceae. The record is from RefSeq and is a predicted model, not a curated record.
AUGGAAAACCUACUCAGCCUCGCCUUCGACUACCUGUCGUCCUACGACGGCCCCAAGAUCCGCAAGGGGAUGCGUCAGGUCGAAGGACUCCUCGCCCAGAUCUGCCUCUCGUCGCCGAGCAAGUCAUCAAAGUCGCCGGCGACUGACGAAGAAUCCUCUCAGACCCCCGGCAAGUCCCUCUCGGAUCUGUCAGACGAUCCGGCCUUUCGAGAGUUUUUCAAGCUGCAGGAGGGUUUCGAAUGGAACGUCGCCCUGCGUCUAAUCAAUACCCUCGACCGCCUGAUGGGAAAGGGCACCGAUGGGCAGAACGACCUUCUCAUACUCAGCGCGCUGGAUCUGAUCCAAGGCGUCCUGCUGCUUCAUCCGCCCAGCAAGGCCCUGUUCUCGCGAGAACAAAAUAUGAAUCUCCUUCUCGACCUUCUCGAACCCGUAAACUGCCCUGCGAUCCAGUCCGCAACCCUCCUGACGCUUGUCGUUGCUCUCAUCGACACUCCGCAAAACACCCGCACAUUCGAGGCCCUCGACGGCCUGCUCACCGUCACCUCGCUCUUCAAGUCCCGCUCCACCUCCCGUGAGGUAAAGCUCAAGCUCGUCGAGUUUCUCUACUUCUACCUCAUGCCCGAAGUGCCAUCCAUUCCCCGCGCCGACGCCCGCGCCUCCGUCCCCGCCAUGCUCCAGCGCAGCCCCAGCAAGCUGGCCGGUGCCUUCGGGCCUGGAAACUCGACGGCCUCCGACACGCAGCAGUACGCACGGAGUCGCGCCGGUAGCGAGUCCGAAGACACUCUGACCACGGAGGAGAAGCAGGAGCUGCUGGGCCGCCACCUUAGCAGCGUUGAGGACUUGGUCAAGGACCUGAGGACCUGUACGCCCUUUGGCGGCGUCGUUUGCUGA